Molecule: messenger RNA, 790 nt
Organism: Mesitornis unicolor (brown roatelo)
Lineage: Eukaryota; Metazoa; Chordata; Aves; Mesitornithiformes; Mesitornithidae
Gene: POU2AF3
Product: colorectal cancer associated 2
Exons: 4
Cellular component (GO): cytoplasm
Molecular function (GO): POU domain binding; DNA binding
Source: RefSeq, a predicted model, not a curated record
UGUUUUCCUGCAAUUUCUUUCAGGAAAGCCCAAGGUGUAUCAAGGUGUUAGAGUAAAGAUUACCGUUAAGGAGUUACUGCAGCAGAGACGAGCACGACAAGCAGCAACUGAUACAGCGCAAGGAGAGACAUCCCCUUCAGGAAAGGAUGCUAAUCCUCCAGGGAAUAACACUGCUGGCAUCACCUUCUUAGGCUGCAGUCUGUGGGUCCGAUUGGAGCUAGAGGCACCUUUUGAUGCAGAACCCAUCUCUUCUGUUCCCAACUAUUGUCCAUCAUGGCAGUUUUCAAACUGCCUGUCCUGCGAAGAAAGCCCUAGCUAUUUGGAGCAGCUGGUAGAUUCCUGUCUUCAGACAGAUGCGCCCUCAGACCCAUCCUUCAGUGCUUUCCAGAUGUCCUCGCACUACACCUCAGACACCUUCCAGUCAGUCCCGCUCUGCUUUAACCAGGGCCUGGCUGCUGGAUCCCCCAGUUCAGCUGAUCUGUCCAGCCCAUUAAACUAUAGCUGCUCGCCUCCUCAGCUGUCUCCUUUCACCCCACUGACCCACAGCCCACCCUCUGCUCUGGAAACCAAGACCUAUGGCUACCCUGCGGAGGAGUGGUCCUGCCAUACCCCCUCCCCAUACACCACCUCUGCCUGCUGCUGCACCGCCUGUGGUUCCCAGCAUGUGGACAACAGGGUCCCGCAGUACUUCCCCUGCCCCAGCACGGACUGCAUGGACUACCUACCACCCAUGGCCAUGGCCGAUGACUUCUUCAGAAGGGAUAGGAACUGUGACAUCUGCUACAGCUAA